AUGGCCACCGGAUCCGGACAAACUCCUGAUCGCGAUGUAAUCGGCUCAUAUGUAGAGGAAGAGCAGAAGAUAAUCAGCCGGCCUGGGCCAUAUCGCUACCAGACCCUCGACAGCAAAAGCAACGAAAUACGACUCUUGCGAAUACCCAAAAAGACCACCAAUCCCUCCACUCCUCUCCAAUACACUUUGUUCCACACCUCUCUCAAAGACUCCUCCAACUUCCUAGCCCUAUCCUACUGCUGGGGCUCCCACACUCUCAGCCACACCAUGACCAUCAACAACCAUUCCAUGCCCAUAACAGAAAGCCUCGCCACAGCCCUCGCAAGCCUGCAAUCCCAAUCCCACGACAUCCUCCUCUGGGCCGACGCAAUCUGCAUCAACCAGCACGACCCCAUCGAGAAAACAUCACAGGUCCAGCUCAUGCGCGAUAUCUACCAGACCGCCUCGCAGGUGAUCAUCUGGCUCGGUCCGGCGACGCCGGAUACUUACUACACGGUGCGCGAGAUGCGGAAACUCGGCGAUGAGUUGAUCGGACUGGGGCUUUGGGAUUUGAGCUCCGAGGAACUUUUGCGUUGGGAUGAGGAUGGGGAUGGGGAGAGUAGUGCUGCGACGAAGCAAGCGAUUUCGAAGAUGCGGGAUCAGCAUUUGAAGAUGGCGAGGAGGGAUGAGUAUCCGUUUUGGUGGAUCAUGUCUAAUUUGGGGGAGACACUGUACUUCCGUAUCUUCAGCAGCCGGUCACACCCAGAUGUCCACGGCGACGUCCAAGCAUUCUGGAAAGACAAUUGGCUCACGAAUAUGUUGUCGGACGCGCUACCUACGACACUCAUCGGCAUCAGGAGGAAAUAUUUGGUAUCCGGGGGUCAUGAUCUUCGUACGCUACUCGAUAGGGUGAUUGUCAAGGACUCGAAGUCGCAGCGUAUAGACGCGACGGAUCCGCGGGAUCGGGUGUUCGCGCUGCUGGGUAUUGCAAAUGAUGAGGCGGCGAAGGAAAUUGUUGCUGAUUAUACACUGUCGUGGUCAGCGGAUUUGCGUAAGCCAUGGUCUGUAUGGCACACAACCUCACGCCUCUACGCCGCCUCGGGCCCCUCCAAACUCCUCUUGUCUCCCAUCCAAGACCUAUUCUUCCCUUACCUCACUCUCCCCUCCCUCUUCAUCGACACAAUCGCAUCCCUCGGCCACACCUUCACGCCUGGCCUCGACGACCAAAUCUCCUGGCCCUCCCUGCGCCCCUACUUCGCUGACAUAUCUCUCUUCCUCGCCCAAAGCACUCGCUACACAGCCCAAGAAAAAGAAGAAGCAGAAUGGCGCAUCCCCGUCGGUGAUACAGAGGUCGCCGAAACAAACAGCCAAAUGGUCCGCGCCACACCAAACUCGCACAUGAAAGCCGGGCACGCAGUUGCUAAGGCGAUGGCAAGUGAAACCGGUGCGGUAGAUGAGCUUGUGAAGGAGAAUUUCCUAGCGUUUGCGUGCUAUAGAUGUCAGAUGGGGCGGAUGUAUGAUAGCCAGUUAUAUGCAUGGGAUUAUGGAUGGGGAAGCCAUGCUCAACAGCCGAAGUAUGGAGGACAUAUAUUCGACAUCCUGCCAUUACUGUCUAAGAUGUCGUACUUGAAAUCAAACACUGCUCCUGAGCUGCACCUCGCCCGUCCAUUGAACCAAGUACAAUGUAAGGCGAUCGAACCGCAUGAACGAGGCUCCCAAGCCUCUCGACCCCUCGCGACAUGA
Molecule: messenger RNA, 1722 nt
Organism: Parastagonospora nodorum SN15
Lineage: Eukaryota; Fungi; Ascomycota; Dothideomycetes; Pleosporales; Phaeosphaeriaceae
Exons: 5
Coding region: 1-1722 (573 amino acids)
Source: RefSeq, a predicted model, not a curated record